This is a messenger RNA of Hylaeus volcanicus, 1199 nucleotides long. RefSeq names its product borealin (gene borr). The coding region runs from base 210 to 1079 and encodes 289 amino acids. The transcript has a single exon. The record is from RefSeq and is a predicted model, not a curated record. Gene Ontology annotation, cellular component: spindle midzone; chromosome passenger complex; chromosome, centromeric region. Gene Ontology annotation, biological process: mitotic sister chromatid segregation. NCBI's taxonomy places the organism in Eukaryota, Metazoa, Arthropoda, Insecta, Hymenoptera, Colletidae.
AUGACAUCAACUGAAAACUGCUGUAAACUUUUAACGGUCGGUAAAUGGCAUGAAUGGCAUUAGAAACAUCGUUUUGAUGUAAAGUCUACCGAGCAAGGUUUUUUAAAUAUAUAAAUUUGGAUAAUUGAUUUAAGAAUCGAAUAACGUGGCCAAGAUUAAAAAUCAACGAACGAACCGAUUAGAUUUGUUAUUCGUCGCUGUAAUCAAAAAUGCCGCGAACGAAAAAUGUUCGGAAAUUGAAACAAGAACAGCAGAAUAUGGAAGAGAGUAAUUUAUUAAUUGAAGAUUUCGAACGACAAGCACAUCUGCGAAUUACGAAAAUGGAAGCUGAAGCAACAUUGGCGAUAAAAGGUCUCGAAACAUUUUUUGACUGCACUCUGACUAGUCUUCCCACAGAAAUUCGAAAAAUGACCAUCGCUGAGAUAUUUAACUACGAAGUUGACGAUCAAAAAGAGAAUUGCAACCAAGUUUCGUCGUCCGAAGACAAGUGUAUAUCAAUACCAGCUUCAACGACGGUAAAAGGAAGAAAGACUACGAAAAGAAUCACGACUGCAUCUGACGAUGGGUACGUUACCGAGGGAGUGGCUACUACACGCCGAUCAAGAAUUCAAAAGAAUACUAAACAAACCACGUCUAGAAAAACACGUAGCAGUUCUAGGACCAGCAAGAUGAAGCUUAGUGAAGUUAAUCAAGAGACUGUAAGGAAGAAUAGAAAGGAAUGUGUUCAGGAAUCAAUGAAAAUUGAUAGAUUUAAAACUCCUAUGAAUUUAAAACCUGGAAAUAAUAAUGAAUAUGGACUUGUAACGCCAAAAGUGAAACCCAACACACCAUUAAACAUACUAAGGCGACCACGGCAAGGGGAAAUGGUUCUUAGUAUGCAGGGUAGCCCUUUAUUGGUAUCUGCAAUUGUUAAUGAAGAUACUGCCAAUGUUAAUGUCCCUUUGAAAAAUGGCAAUAUAAUUUCGUUAUUACCUAAAGAUGGACUACGCAUGUCAAAUAUUCCUCGGUUGGAUUCAGAAACUAUGCGACAAUUGGAGACUCUGAAAUGUCAUAUAGAGAAAGUGAUUUCUUCAAAAUAAUAGAGUUUUAACAAUGUAUUUUAUAUUUAAUUGUUAUGCGUGCUAAUUGAAUGAUUGAUUGAUAUUUUGUUAUAACUUUACUGCUAUUGAUGAAAUAAAUGAAAGUGUAUGUUCAUUUAA